AUGACCGCGCCAAUCGAGUUCAUCGCAGACGCCGGGGCGUGCUUGGCCUCGACCAACGUCGUCAGCGGCGCCGGUCGGGUCAAGUGGAUGGUUCGCGAAGUGUCUCAAGCUGCCGCGGACAAUGGCUGGCGCAUCUUCAGUGACAUUGACACGCAAGAGUACCUGGCCGACUCGGAGAAUAUGCAAAUCGUCGACUUUAAUCUGGUCUGCGAGCGCGAGCCGGCGCUGAUUGGCAUCUGGGACUUGCCAGUCGGCUCGGACUUGCAGAUCGUCGAUGAGGGUGAUGGUAUCAGCAUCGUGCACACCGACACUGGCAUCGCCAUACCGCGCGAGCAAAUGUUCGUGCCGGAGCAGUGGCGCAAGUGA
Messenger RNA from Ceraceosorus bombacis, 366 nucleotides. Lineage: Eukaryota; Fungi; Basidiomycota; Exobasidiomycetes; Ceraceosorales; Ceraceosoraceae. The record is from the annotation of a GenBank genome assembly.